Molecule: messenger RNA, 987 nt
Organism: Closterium sp. NIES-65
Lineage: Eukaryota; Viridiplantae; Streptophyta; Zygnematophyceae; Desmidiales; Closteriaceae
Source: the annotation of a GenBank genome assembly
AUGCCACUUCCCCUCGUCGCGCGCGCCCUGCUCUGCCUCGUCGUGCGCCUUGCCCUCCCGUCGUGCAUCCUACACUCCCGUCGCGCGCAAGUGCCAUGCCUCUGCCGCCGCGCACGCGUUCUGUCUGCCGACGUCGCACGCAUGCACGCGCGCCUUGUUCACGCACGACCUGCCGGCCGCCAUCACUCUCCCCACCACCCAUUUUCUCCUUCCACGGCCGCCCUCCCUUCCCCCCCUUUCGCCGGUGUUCUCCCCUCCCUUUGUGGUGCGCUGAACCCCUCCUCCCCCCCCCCCCCCCCCUUCUCCUGCCUCUUUCGCACCACCUCCUCCCUCUCUGCUCAUCACAUCCGCCUCUUACCCUCCUUCCCCUCUCUUCUCUCCUCCCUAUCCUUCCUGGUAUCCGACUGUGCAUUGUCGACAACCUUUCCUCCUCCUCUCAUUUCUCCCCUCAGCGGCGCAGUAUCAGACUACUCCAUUGUUGUCCCUCCUCCUCUUGUUUCUCCCCACAGAGGCGCAGCAGAAGAGUACUCCACCGUUGUCCCUCCUCCUCUUGUUUCUCCCCUCAGCGGCGCAGCAGCAUACUACAACACCGUUGUCCCUCCUCCUCUUGUUUCUCCCCUCAGCGGCGCACCAGCAGACUACUCCACCGUUGUCCCUCCUCCUCUUAUUUCUCCCCUCAGCGGCGCAGCAGCAGACUACUCCACCAUUAUCCCUCCUCCUCUUGUUUCUCCCCUCAGCGGCGCACCAGUAGACUUCUCCACCGUUGUCCCUCCUCCUCUUUUUUCUCCCCUCAGCGGCGCAUCAGUAGACUACUCCACCGUUAUUAUUCCUCCUCUUGUUUCUCCCCUCAAUUGCUCAGCAGCUGACUACUUCACCCCUAUUCCUCGUCAUGUGUCUCCCACCAACGGCUCAGCAGCUGACUACCUUGCCCCUAUUCCUCCUCUUAUGUCUCCCCACAUCUGUUUCGUUGAUAUCCCCUCCCCCUGA